Molecule: messenger RNA, 1344 nt
Organism: Quercus lobata
Lineage: Eukaryota; Viridiplantae; Streptophyta; Magnoliopsida; Fagales; Fagaceae
Gene: HAT22
Product: Homeobox-leucine zipper protein family
Exons: 3
Coding region: 273-1094 (273 amino acids)
Biological process (GO): regulation of DNA-templated transcription
Molecular function (GO): sequence-specific DNA binding; DNA-binding transcription factor activity, RNA polymerase II-specific
Source: RefSeq, a predicted model, not a curated record
GUCAACCUAUGCAGGAGAGAUGGGGGGACUUUCAUUAUUUUCCCAGUGCCAGAUUCGUUUCUCUACUCAUUCUCACCUUUGAUUAAUAAUCAUAGCCACCCACCCACCCACCAAACGUCCCCACAAAAGUCUCAUUCAUUCUCUUCCCCUCCUUAUAACCCUUUGCUCCAUAACUUCCAACCAUAUUAUCUCCUCCAUUCCCAUUUCACAAUAACACAGAUUAUUGUCUUCUAUUCUAUCUCUCUAAAGCCCAUUCAUUCUUUGGCACUCAGAUGGAUUUUAAUGAUGUUUGUAAUACAGGCCUUGUACUAGGGUUAGGUCUCACAGCUUCAGCUCAAGAAAGUACUUCUCCAUCAAAGGCACCAAAGAAUAAAGCCUGUUCCAAUUUCACUCCCACAGGUUUUGAGCCAUCUUUGACGUUGGGUCUUUCUGGUGAGAGUUAUCACCAAGUAAUCCCCAGAAAGAUUAUUGAUGUGAACAAAGGUUAUGAGGAAUCCAUUGAUUUGUAUCGUCAAGCUUCGCCGCCUCACAGCGCUGUUUCAUCCUUCUCUAGUGGCAGGGUCAAGAGGGAGAGAGACCUCAGCAGUGAAGAGGUUGAGGCUGCAGACAGAGUCUCUUCAAGAAUCAGUGAUGAAGAUGAAGAUGGUCCUAAUGCAAGAAAGAAGCUUAGGCUCACCAAGGAACAGUCUGCUCUUUUGGAGGAAAGCUUCAAACAACAUAGCACUCUCAACCCUAAGCAGAAGCAAGCUUUAGCAAGGCAGUUAAAUCUACGGCCUCGACAGGUUGAAGUUUGGUUCCAGAACAGGAGGGCCAGGACCAAACUCAAGCAAACUGAGGUGGACUGUGAGUUCCUGAAGAAGUGCUGUGAAACACUGACCGAUGAAAAUAGAAGGCUACAAAAAGAGCUUCAAGAACUGAAAGCAUUGAAACUAGCCCAACCCUUGUAUAUGCAUAUGCCAGCGGCCACUCUUACCAUGUGUCCCUCAUGUGAAAGAAUUGGCGGUGUCGGUGAAAACGCUUCAAAGAGCCCCUUUUCAAUGGCUCCUAAGCCUCACUUUUACAAUCCCUUCACAAAUCCUUCUGCAGCUUGUUAGUGCAUGAGCUAGGAUUUGGGGGAGAAAUUAAACAAAACAAAGUUCCCCAUAACCGGUAUAUUUUUGUUGGUUGAGGACUUGUAGUGAAAGGUUAAUGUAAUUAAAUUGUAGAAAAAAAAAUAGUAGUUACAAGUUACUGAUCAAUUACCUUCUUUUUUUUUUCUUUUUCUUUUUUUUUUUUAAUUUUAUAUAUAUGCUUGUAAAUCGUUAAAACAUUAUAUCUAUGAAGGUAUAACUAUUAUUUAUUGAA